Molecule: messenger RNA, 315 nt
Organism: Dictyostelium discoideum AX4
Lineage: Eukaryota; Evosea; Eumycetozoa; Dictyosteliales; Dictyosteliaceae
Gene: trxC
Exons: 5
Coding region: 1-315 (104 amino acids)
Molecular function (GO): protein-disulfide reductase activity
Source: RefSeq, a predicted model, not a curated record
AUGUCCAAAGUAAUUCAUGUUACAUCUAAUGAAGAAUUAGAUAAAUAUUUGCAACAUCAAAGAGUAGUUGUUGACUUUAGUGCUGAAUGGUGUGGUCCAUGUAGAGCAAUAGCUCCGGUAUUUGACAAGCUUUCAAACGAAUUUACAACAUUUACAUUCGUUCAUGUUGACAUUGAUAAAGUAAAUACUCAUCCAAUAGUAAAAGAAAUUAGAAGUGUUCCUACAUUCUAUUUUUACGUAAAUGGAGCUAAAGUAUCAGAAUUCAGUGGUGCCAAUGAAGCAACUCUAAGAAGUACUCUAGAAGCAAACAUAUAA